AUGACUGAUGAAAUAAAUAUAGUUACUGCUUCAUUAGAACAAUUAAGAGAUGUUUUAUGUAAUAAAUCUGGAGAUGCUAAAUUAUCAAAUAGAUUCAGAGCUUUAUUUAACUUAAAAUCCAUUGGUGCUGAAUCAGAAGAUGAAGAACAAGCACACAAGGCUAUCAAAUAUAUUGCAGAAUGUUUUCAAGAUGAUUCAGAAUUAUUAAAACAUGAAGUUGCUUAUGUAUUAGGACAAACUAAAGAUUUAUAUGCUGCACCAUAUUUAAGAGAUUGUUUAACAAAUAAAAAUCAACAAGUCAUGGUUAGACAUGAAGCUGCUGAAGCAUUAGGAGCCUUAGGAGAUAAGGAAAGUUUAAAAUUGUUGGAAGAUUAUUUUAAAAAUGAUCCAUCUAUUGAAAUAAGACAAACUUGUGAAUUAGCUAUCGAAAGAAUAAAAUGGGAACAAUCAGAUUUAUCAAAAACUGAAAUUUUAGAAAAAUCAUUAUAUACUUCAAUAGAUCCUGCUCCUCCAUUAGCUACAGAUCAAGCACCAUCAAAGAUUGAAAAAUUACAAGAAAUUUUAAAUGAUCAAAAUAAACCAUUAUUUGAAAGAUAUAGAGCCAUGUUUAGAUUAAGAGAUAUUGGUACUGAUGAAGCAUGUUUAGCAUUAGCUAGUGGGUUUGAUGAUCCAAGUGCUUUAUUUAAACAUGAAAUUGCUUAUGUUUUUGGUCAAAUGUCAAAUCCAGUAACUGUACCUUCAUUAAUUAAAGUUUUAAAAGAUGAAAGAGAAGCAGGUAUGGUAAGACAUGAAGCUGCUGAAGCUUUAGGAUCAAUUGCAACUGAUGAAGUAUUACCUAUAUUGAAAUCAUUUUUGAAUGAUGAUGUUCAAGUUGUUAGAGAAUCUGCAAUUGUUGCAUUAGAUAUGUAUGAAUAUGAAAAUUCAAAUGAAUUAGAAUACGCCACGGUAAAAUAG
Messenger RNA from Insectozyma verbasci, 954 nucleotides. NCBI's taxonomy places the organism in Eukaryota, Fungi, Ascomycota, Pichiomycetes, Serinales, Debaryomycetaceae. The record is from the annotation of a GenBank genome assembly.